AUUAUUAAAGUCGUGUAAUUCAAUUUGAGACUGAAAUCCCCAAAAGGCAAAAUCGGAACAUGGCAUUGCGAGGAUUGAGUACGGUGGCAGGGGCGGUGGCGGUAAGGCCGCCUAGUGUCCCAUCCAGUGUAGACAGCAGCACAUCCAGGUUUUGUUUUGGCGUUCGGAUUCCUUCUUCGGGAGCAUCAGGCUGCAGAAUCAGAAUCGGGUCGGUACGGUGUAAAGCUUUCGGAGAAAACCGGCAAGGUUCCUUGGAAGAAACCAUAGUUUAUGAGGGUAUUUAUGGCCCCUGGACCAUUGAUUCCUCCGAUGUUAGAGAGGUAAUAUUAUACAGAUCAGGAUUGGUGACAGCUGCUGCAUCAUUUGUCGUGGCCGCAUCUGCUGCCUUUUUGCCCAACAACUGGUCAUUAAGUGCUACACUCCAGCAAAACCUUGAUUUUUUUUAUGUUCUUGGGUCUGGUGGAUUGGGUUUAUCAUUACUCUUGAUUCAUAUCUAUGUGUCUGAGAUCAAGCGCGCCCUACAAGCACUAUGGGGGCUUGGCGUUCUUGGAUCGGCUACAACCUACAUCACCCUUGCUCAACCAGCUAAUAAAAAUCUAAUACAAUAUGUUGUUGAUAACCCAUCAGCUGUUUGGCUUGUCGGUCCUCUUUUUGCCGCCUUGACAGGACUUGUCUUCAAGGAAGGACUGUGCUAUGGCAAGCUAGAAGCUGGAGUUCUCACGUUUGUCAUCCCUAUAGUUCUUCUUGGGCAUCUGACUGGUUUGAUGGAUGAUGGAGCUAAACUUACUUUACUUGCUUCAUGGAUGGCUCUUUUUGUGAUAUUUGCCGGAAGGAAGUUCACUCAGCCCAUCAAGGAUGACAUCGGUGACAAGUCCGUUUUCAUGUUCAAUUCUCUCCGUGAUGACGAAAGGAAGUCCUUGAUUGAGAAAUUAGAGCAGCAAAAAAAUCAGUAUUAAGUGCAUCUUGAGAUGGACUGGUUUUAACAGGAUGUAGGAAAAUUUUGAAAAGAUGAUGCGCUUUGCUCUGUGACUUGUGAGCACAGCCUUCAAUACACUCUUAGAAGGAACUAGUUCCAGCCCCUCCCCUAGGAGUACGAUGUCAACAACAAAAGCAUUUUCCGGUUCUUUCUUUCAUAUGUAAAAAUUGCAUGCUAUGUUGGCUAAUAGCCUAAUACACAUAUUUAGGGGCCUUGUCCUCUGGAAUUGAAAAUGCGGGGUUAAUUCUAAGCA
Molecule: messenger RNA, 1229 nt
Organism: Gastrolobium bilobum
Lineage: Eukaryota; Viridiplantae; Streptophyta; Magnoliopsida; Fabales; Fabaceae
Exons: 5
Coding region: 60-956 (298 amino acids)
Cellular component (GO): chloroplast
Source: RefSeq, a predicted model, not a curated record